AUGGACCCCUCUUCGUCCUCCGUCCCCGCGGCUGCGGCUGCGGAGGGGGCGCCUCCGGCGGGGGAGAAUCUGGCUGUGUUCUGGCACGAGGGCAUGCUGGCCCACGACGCCGGCCGCGGCGUGUUCGACUCGGGCCGCGACCCGGGCUUCCUCGACGUGCUCGACCACCACCCGGAGAACGCCGACCGCGUCCGCAACAUGGUCUCCAUCCUCCGCCGCGGGCCCAUCGCGCCCUUCCUCUCUUGGCACUCCGGCACCCCCGCCCACGCCAGCGAGCUCAUCUCCUUCCACUCCCCAGAAUACAUUGAGGAGCUCGUGCAGGCAAAUGCCAGUGGACCCAAGAAGUUAUGUGAGGGCACUUUCUUGAACCCUGGUUCAUGGGGUGCUGCGCUUCUGGCUGCCGGAACAACCUUAUCAGCUAUGAGGCACAUACUAGAUGGGCAUGGGAAGAUAGCCUACGCAUUGGUCCGCCCCCCUGGCCAUCACGCGCAACCGGACCAUGCUGACGGUUACUGCUUUCUGAACAAUGCCGGACUUGCGGUGCACCUGGCUUUGGAUUCUGGCCGCGCAAAGGUUGCCGUUGUUGACAUAGACGUGCACUAUGGAAAUGGUACUGCAGAGGGCUUCUAUCGCACGGACAAUGUAUUGACAAUCUCUCUUCACAUGAAGCAUGGUACUUGGGGUCCUUCGCAUCUGCAGAGUGGCUCGUCUGAUGAGAUUGGGGAAGGCAAGGGGCUUGGGUACAAUCUCAAUAUACCUUUGCCUAAUGGCAGUGGGGAUAAAGGCUACGAGUAUGCAAUGAAUGAAUUAGUUGUCCCGGCGAUUGACAAGUUUAAACCUCAGCUUUUGGUUUUUGUCAUUGGCCAAGAUUCUAGCAUGUUUGACCCAAAUGGAAGACAGUGCUUGACCAUGGAUGGCUAUAGGAAAGUUGGACAAAUAAUGAGGAGCCUGGCUAAUCAGCAUAGCGAUGGGCAAAUAUUGAUUGUCCAGGAAGGGGGUUACCACAUCAGUUACUCAGCAUACUGUCUGCAUGCGACACUAGAAGGUGUUCUGAAUCUUGAAGCCCCGUUGCUGGAUGACCCAAUCGCAUAUUAUCCAGAGGAUGAGAAAUACACCAUGAAAGUUGUCGACGUCAUGAAGAAAUGCUGGAAAGAAUCCAUUCCCUUCUUGAAGGACAUUUAG
Molecule: messenger RNA, 1182 nt
Organism: Triticum turgidum subsp. durum (durum wheat)
Lineage: Eukaryota; Viridiplantae; Streptophyta; Magnoliopsida; Poales; Poaceae
Source: the annotation of a GenBank genome assembly